GCACUGAUGGUGACACAGAUGGUUGGGGCGAGAUACAUAAGAAAGUAGUCAAAGCGGCUUAUGAAGUAAUUGCCGGCAAAGGCUAUACUAAUUGGGCUAUUGGACUCUCGGCAGCGUCUGUGGUUUCUAUGAUAUUGGAUAACAAAAACGAAGUGGCCACAAUUGGCACGUUGGCUAAAGGCCAUCAAGGCAUCGAACAAGAUAUAUUUCUUUCAUUGCCGGCUGUGGUUGGUGCCAACGGUGUAACAUCGCUAAUAAACCUACAGUUGAGCGAAACGGAGCAAGACAAUUUGUGCAAAUCUGCUGAAACUUUGGACAAAGCGACAAGAUCUAUUGAAGUGAAAACUCCGGAGAAGAAGAAGAAAAAAUAA
Molecule: messenger RNA, 371 nt
Organism: Rhagoletis zephyria (snowberry fruit fly)
Lineage: Eukaryota; Metazoa; Arthropoda; Insecta; Diptera; Tephritidae
Product: L-lactate dehydrogenase B chain-like
Biological process (GO): pyruvate metabolic process; lactate metabolic process
Molecular function (GO): L-lactate dehydrogenase (NAD+) activity
Source: RefSeq, a predicted model, not a curated record